Messenger RNA from Angiostrongylus costaricensis, 1584 nucleotides. The record is from the annotation of a GenBank genome assembly. NCBI's taxonomy places the organism in Eukaryota, Metazoa, Nematoda, Chromadorea, Rhabditida, Metastrongylidae.
AUGGAGUUGAAGCCAAUGGUCUGUUUGGUGGUGCUGCAAGGAGCUCAACCAAAAUGUAAAUUUCAAAACAAAUGUUUACUGGUUAAAGGUGCUCAUGCGAAGCGAAUUUGUCGCAGUUGUCGAUUUACAAAGUGCAAAGAGAUCGGCAUGAACAAACAAGCUCUACAUCCAUGUCGUGAUCUCAUCGGUAGACGUCAAACAUCACAAUCUGAUUCGAUCUCACCAUCUGACAGCCCGUCGUCGUCGUCAUCAUCUGGGGGCAAAUUGCCUCCGGCAUCAGAAGAAGCUCUGUGUUUUCUCUACGGAUUACGUGACAUGGAUGCUCAGGUUAGAAGGAACUAUGCAGCUCGACGUGGUCAUUGUGUUGUAGGCCCCGACCAAGACAGAUUUUUCUAUAAUCCGAUUUGCGAUUUUUCGGGCGUGGCUCCAAACGACGAUCUGUCGCAGUCGAUUCGUGGGGAUAUAGCGAUCGCUGCCGAGUGGGCCGAACAAGUGCCGUCGUUCCAUUUGCUGUCGCCAGCACUCAGGGCAAGUUUCUUAGGUUUCAAAAAAGUUGUAUUUGAUCCUACGAUAGAGAGCAGUUCCUUACAGAAGUUCUUUCACUACAGUGAUUCUGCGAUAUUAGCAAAAGUCCGAGCCGUGCGUCAUCUGCUGCGUCGAUUUUGUUUGAUGUUUGUCAUCAUCGAGCACGGUUUGUUCACAGCUCAGAUGCCGGUACACGACAACGUCUGGUUUCUUACGGACCGUACUUGUCUGGUUAGAGAUGUCGAAGCGAUUCCUGAAGAGAUUAAGCUUCACCUGACAUCAAAGACCACCAUGGCACAACAACUACUGUAUCCCUUGACGUCCUUACUAAUCGAUGAGAUCGCACAACCGUUACGACGGCUUCGACCGACACCAGAAGAAGUCUCAGCACUAAAAGUCCUUAUGCUUAUGAAGCCGACGAUUAUACGCGAAUCCGAAAGCGUUCCGUUGGCCAGUUCUGAAGAACUACGACUUCUGUCAAGUGUACGCGAUAAGGUCCUAACUGGAUUACAUGCGUACUAUUUUGUUAGCGGUGAAGAGAAUCCAGAAGAAAGACUUAGCGAUUUGUUGAUGCUAAGUGGUGGAGUUGCGAAAGUUUUUUAUUAUUUGAAUAUUGAAGAAAGUUCACCAUUGUUCAAAUACCUUAUUGGUAAAGAUGAAAGAAAAAAAUUGAUGUUUGCUCACGGAUCAUGUCCGCACGCAACCAUCAGUAGUGGUGGUGGCAGUGAUGGAUAUCUGUGCCGCUCAAGAAUUGGAAGGUCUGCACUUGUUACGAUUUUUCGAUAUGGCUCGAUUCGACGACGAAUGUACAAAGUUAUUAUUUGGUGGUUAAAACCAGUGCUGAAAUGGAAGAUGUUCUCAUUCUUACACAAAACUUAUCCCAGUUCUCAUCAAGAAAAUGACGAAGACGAAAAUGAUGAUGAUGGUGAUGACGGCGGCAAAUAUGAUGACUACGACGGCGACUUCGGAGGCGAUGAAGAUGAUGAUAACGAUAACGACAACGAAAACGACAACGACAACGACAACAACAACGUAGGUUUCCGUAUUUCGUUGUUCUGA